AUGUGCACCAAGCCAACAGGGCGCAGGCGAGGGGCGCGGUCUAUGCAGAUGAGGUGCGGAAAAGGACCCGGCAGGUUGUCUCCACCUCCCCCACCCCCACCCCCGAGGUGGGGGGCGCACUGGUUGGCUGCGGACGGGGACGUCAUCCUCGAAGUCACGGGCAUGGGCGGGAUCUAUGCAGAUGAGGGGCGCGCAGGAGCUGCCGGUCAGCACCGCUGCGGAAACGCGAGGGAUUUCGCGCGCGGCGUGGGAGGGAGCGCGGGUCCGCGGGUGGCAGCGGAGCGCAGGAAGCGGGCGCGGGUGCGCGGUGACCCGGGAUCGCCGGCGGCGAACUUGUUCCCGCGUCCUUCUGCCCAGGGCACCCGCCUCUCCUGCCGGCUCCCUCACUUCGGGCCAGCUCCCUCCUCACUCUCCUUCCUGAUUGCUCUCGCAGCUCAAGGCUGGAUUGCGCCCCGCGACGGCUCCGGAUUCUCCCUCCUAAUAACGCUCAUUCUCCGCGCCCAGCAAGUGAGCAUCUCCGAGGGCCUAGGCUCUAGGCUCCUGUGCUACCCUCCCCGUACCCCGCUCCCCCUAUCCCGGUUUCCUCCUGUUCCCUCGCGUCCGGCCUCGCUGAGCACCGCACCGCACUCGCCGCCUUCCCCUGGCGGGCCGCGCCCAGGCUCCAGCGCACACCAGGGGGGACGAGCCCUCGCGCGUCCGGGCUCGGGGUCUGCAAAGGCCCGGACCCCAAAGCGCCCUCCGCGAGCCGCCAGCGUGGAGUCCCGGCGGCCGCUCGCCCCGGGUUCGGGUUCGGUCGGGGGCGCUGUCUAUGCAGAUGAGGGGCGCGCAGGAGCUGCCGGUCUGCACCGCUGCGGAAACGCGAGGGAUUUCGCGCGCGGCGUGGAAGGGAGCGCGGGUCCGCGGGGGGCAGCGGAGCGCAGGAAGCGGGCGCGGGUGCGCGGUGACCCGGGAUCGCCGGCGGCGAAAGUUGGCUUCGCUCUGCGUCCGCUCAGUUCUAAACGCCGGAGCCUCGGAGAUGCCCUGGGGCUGCACCGGGCUCGCGCCUCCUCUGGGCCCCGCCGCGUGUCCCCACUCCCACCCCACCCCACGCUCGCUCCCGCCGCUCCCUCUGCACCCCCGGGUCCAGUCCCGCCUUCUCCCUCGCGUCCGGCCUCGCUGAGCACCGCACCGCACUCGCCGCCUUCCCCUGGCGGGCCGCGCCCAGGCUCCAGCGCACACAGGGGGGACGAGCCCUCGCGCGUCCGUGCUCGGGGUCUGCAAAGGCCCGGACCCCAAAGCGCCCUCCGCGAGCCGCCAGCGUGGAGUCCCGGCGGCCCCGACCCCCGGGGGGCGGAGGGUCCCUGCGUCCCCGCGUCCCGGAGCCGCCGGCGGCCGCUCGCCCCGGGUUCGGGAGGUUCGCGCGAGCUCGGGAAGCGGGUGCGCGGCGCGCGGGGCACGGCGGCGCGGGGCCGGGUGGCUUCGGGGCUCGGGCGUCCCAGGUGUGACCGCCGCGGUGACGCCCGCAUCACCAAGGGGCCGCCGCGUGGCCUACCGCACCGUCUCUGUGGCGCAAUCGAGUUGGAAUUCCGCCAGAUCGCCUACCCUUAUAAAACCCUGCUUGACGGCCACUCGGGGUCUCUCCUGCUCCGCUGCCCCGUCAGACUGGCGUCCACCCAAGUCUCUGGCCCGCUGGUUUGCUCCUUGCUCCGGGAAGGACCCGUAGCGGUCUGGCCCCCCGAGGUGGCCCAGCCUGAGCGCACAGCAGGCCGUGGCAGUCUGUCAGGGGCUUGGGGAAAGUCUGCUCCUGCAGGAGUGGCCUCGACCCCGGACUCAGUCAGCAGCUGCCCUCAGCACCCGGCCGAGGCGCAGACGCGUGCCCGGCGCCGCUCCCCACGCCGCAGCGGGGACAAAUCCCUGAUGCACCACAGGCGCUUCCGAAGCACAUGGACACCCGCCGUGGGCUGUGGCUCGCCGUGA
Molecule: messenger RNA, 1956 nt
Organism: Onychomys torridus (southern grasshopper mouse)
Lineage: Eukaryota; Metazoa; Chordata; Mammalia; Rodentia; Cricetidae
Product: collagen alpha-1(I) chain-like
Exons: 7
Coding region: 1-1956 (651 amino acids)
Source: RefSeq, a predicted model, not a curated record